GCCAUGUCCCAAAAGUCAUCACCUUGUCUUUGCCAUCGUUCAAUCAUUUUCAAGCAAGCAGCUAAAAUACAAAUCAGCUUUUGAAACCCUCGUAUAUAAAGCUAGGUUGGGGCCUUUUUUGGUUCAUGAACAAAAAGCUGAGCUGAUCUGCUCUGGUGUUUGAGAUUGUAAGAUGUCUGAGCAGGGAAGAGGCAGUGCAGGAACCAUAGGAGUGGUGGUAGUUUUAUGCCUAAUGGUUCAGCUGGGAUGCAGCAACGCAGCCACUUAUAAGGUUGGAGAGUCUGGUGGCUGGAGCUUCAACACAGAUAGCUGGCCCAAUGGAAAGCAAUUUAGAGCCGGCGAUGUGCUUUUAUUCAACUAUGAUCCAACACUACACAAUGUGGUAGCUGUGGACAAGGGUGGCUACAGCAGCUGCACAACUCCGAAUGGUGCAAAGGUGUUUAAAUCUGGAAAGGACCGAAUAAGGCUAGGGAGGGGACAAAACUACUUCAUAUGCAAUUUCCCAGGGCAUUGCGAGUCUGGGAUGAAGAUUGCUAUCAAUGCUGUCUAGCUAUGGAUAUACAAUAUCAUGCGUGUUCAUCCUCAGCUACUAAAUUCGUGUCCGUAUGUAUGUAUGUAUGUAUGCUCAUAUUUUAUUAUGAGGCGGUGUUACGAUCAGACUGAGUAAGUGUCAUAAAUGUGUGAAUGUAACUAUCAAUGGCAAUACAUUGGUGCCAGCCAAUGGCCGACUAUAAAACCAGAUGCUCCUUUGUCGCUCU
Messenger RNA from Prunus mume (Japanese apricot), 758 nucleotides. RefSeq names its product basic blue protein-like. The record is from RefSeq and is a predicted model, not a curated record. Gene Ontology annotation, molecular function: electron transfer activity. Gene Ontology annotation, cellular component: plasma membrane. NCBI's taxonomy places the organism in Eukaryota, Viridiplantae, Streptophyta, Magnoliopsida, Rosales, Rosaceae.